UACCCCUACCAGAUCCCGAGCAACUUUGAGACGUGCAGGACCUAGAAGGGGAGGAAGAGACCAAGUAGGAACAAAUUUUCGAGAAGGGUUAUCAAUAUCACCAGAAGCCAGAGACUUUAUUGCCGACGAUGAUUCAAAUUCUAUAAGUGAGCAAAUAUCCCCGCGAACGAGUCGGCAGCCUUCACCAACCCCCUCAAUUGCUUCAGUAUCAAGUGGUAUUAGGCGACUUGGAUCACUGCAACCAGAUCUUCCACCUCCUGGAAGACUAGCAUCAGUUAGAACAGUUCCUACAGGUCACUACUUUUUACCAACUUCUUCAAGAGUGACACUUCGUGGAACUCAACGAAUGACGUUUGUGCCGUCGGUGCCUGAAGCUCAUAGGCGACCACAACCGUUAGUGCUUUUCCGUGAACAUAGAAAAAAUUGUGAUUUUUAUCAAAUUGGUCAUGGUUAUAAUCCAAUGCAACGUGGAGACGUUUUAGGAAUAAUUACAUAUCAAUAUUUUCUUAUAGGGAUACGUGGUCGAAGUCGUUAUGCACCAGAAUUAGUAGCAUCAGGACCAUUCGCUUAUGGAUCAAAUUCUACAACAGAAUUUGCGGCAGAUUUUGAAACAUUUCGGGAUGACCCAUGGGCACCAGAUAUGCUUACAGUGGAUUUGGAAAAGGAAGACAAUGUAGCAGGAUAUUUAGAAGAAGUCAUCACAAACGACUAUGAAAGACAACGCUACGGAAAAGAGUCAGAGCAAGGUAAGGAUAUUGAUUCUAAUAUGGACAGUGAUAAAAAUGACAAUGAGCCAGAAGGGCAAAUAGGAAAACUUGUUAUUCGCAAGUCCGGUAAAAUGCAGUUGUUACUUGGCAAUUUCAUAUUUGAUGUAAGUGAUCAUAGAGUUCUAAUUUCAUUAAAUUAA
This is a messenger RNA of Racocetra fulgida, 907 nucleotides long. The record is from the annotation of a GenBank genome assembly. NCBI's taxonomy places the organism in Eukaryota, Fungi, Glomeromycota, Glomeromycetes, Diversisporales, Gigasporaceae.